Messenger RNA from Colossoma macropomum (tambaqui), 1873 nucleotides. RefSeq names its product alanine aminotransferase 2-like (gene gptl). The transcript has 11 exons. Lineage: Eukaryota; Metazoa; Chordata; Actinopteri; Characiformes; Serrasalmidae. The record is from RefSeq and is a predicted model, not a curated record. Gene Ontology annotation, molecular function: L-alanine:2-oxoglutarate transaminase activity; pyridoxal phosphate binding. The coding region runs from base 121 to 1545 and encodes 474 amino acids. Gene Ontology annotation, biological process: biosynthetic process.
AAGAUCAUAUUGUACUGUUGUGUGAGCGGGUGCGCACAUAAGUGCUAUGCUCAUGAGAGAAAUCUGGUGGGAGCAGAAAACAGACUGUCUCAGCAGCGAAAGCAGUUUCAAUCAGUAAACAUGUCUACCAUAAUGAAGCACACCGGUCACCCAUCAGCAGAGGAACAGUUACGGCAAAGAGCAGACGUCAUUAGACUGCAGCUCACACAGGGAGUGAGCAAACCCUUUAAGAAGAUAAUUGACAUCUGUUCUGGUGACAUCCACUCAGUAGGAAUGAAGCCACUUACGUUUGUCAGACAAGUAGUCCUGGCAGGGUGCUUGUGUCCUAAUCUGUUGGCCAGUGACGCACUUCCUCAUGAUGCACGACAGAGGGCCCAAAAGUUGUUGGAAAACUGUGAUGGGGGGAGUGUAGGUGCAUAUGCAGAAUCAAGUGGAAUGGCUUAUGUGCAGCGCACUGUGGCAAAGUUCAUUUCUACACGAGACGAUGUGCCUUCCAAUACAGCACACAUCUUCAUCACUUCCGGCUCCAUAAGAGCUAUAACAGUAGUUCUGAAGCUGCUGGCCCAAGGUGGGGCUGUAUCCCAGACUGGAGUCCUGAUCCCUGUGCCCUUUCCCUAUACCCUGCCUCGUGUGCUGGAGAGUGUGGGGUCAGUGCCUUUGCCUUACUUGCUGAGAGAGGAGGCAGAGUGGAGGAUAGAGAUGGAAGUGCUUCACAGAGCACUACUGUCCUAUAAAGGCCACUACUGGCCACGAGCUAUUUACAUUAGUAACCCUGGCAACCCUACAGGCCAUGUCCAGAGCAGAGAAUCCAUUCAAGAAGUGAUACAGUUUGCUGCACAGGAGAAUCUGUUUUUAUUGGUUGAUGAGGUAUACCAGGACACUGUUUUUGGGGUGGGCUGUGAGUUUGUAUCUUAUAAGAAGGUCCUAGCUGAGAUGGGUCCCCCUUACUCUCACACUGUGCAACUAGCCUCAGUCCACUCCCUCUCCAAUGGCAUUAUGGGAGAGUGUGGUUUAAGAGCAGGCUACAUGGAGCUGGUCAAUGUUGAUGAAAGUGUGAUGUUAUUUGCUGAAGCUUUGCUCUGUGGGGACAUAAGCACUGCUAUUACUGGUCAGAUUGCCCUCAAAGUCAUGGCUGACCCACCCAAGCCUGGAGAUCCCUCACACUGUUUAUACAAACAGGAAGUGGAAUACAGGCAAAACACACUGAAGCAUAACAUGUACAGAACUGCUGAGUUUUUUAACACUUUGCCAGGAUUCCACUGUCCUCCAGUACAAAGCGGAGUUUUUAUCUACCCACGCUUAACAUUCUCUCCCAAAGCACUGACCCAUGCACAGGGGCUUGGUUUGGAGGCAGGACUGUGGUACUGUGGGAGGUUGUUGGAGGAGGAGGGUGUGCGUGUUGGGGUAAGCGAGUGUGUGGAUGAAGCAGGGUCUCACAAGAGCAGCUGGCAUCUAAGGCUGUGUGUGCUGAUGCCACCUGAUGCUCUGGAAGAGGUUCUGUACUGUCUGCAAGCCUUUCACUGCCGUAUUCUCAAAGAAUUCUAAAAAGAGAACUCUGAAAAGGGUUGGAAACAGCAAAAAGUAUAAACUCACUCCAUUAUUUGUAGCUUUUUGACAGCACCGUUAACUGCACACAUACUGCACCUACUAUAUUACCUUUGUUUGUCCUUAAAAUAAAUGCAGUUUUAAAUUAUAUUCUGUGAACAGCAGAGAGCAGCAGUGGCAAGGCUGAGACGCCAGCACACACAAUCACUGAAGCCAAGCUUAGCAAGCAUAACCUCAGGGUAUAGAAAUUGCACUUUGAUUUAGAACCAACUUUCCCCACUUAUGUGUUUUUAUGCCCCACAAACUAUUUUAUGAAUUCAAUAUCCAU